Molecule: messenger RNA, 546 nt
Organism: Nothobranchius furzeri (turquoise killifish)
Lineage: Eukaryota; Metazoa; Chordata; Actinopteri; Cyprinodontiformes; Nothobranchiidae
Gene: uba52
Product: ubiquitin A-52 residue ribosomal protein fusion product 1
Biological process (GO): modification-dependent protein catabolic process; translation; protein ubiquitination
Cellular component (GO): ribosome; nucleus; cytoplasm
Molecular function (GO): structural constituent of ribosome; protein tag activity; RNA binding
Source: RefSeq, a predicted model, not a curated record
AAUUAUUCUGAAAACCAGGUAAAAGGAAGUGACGUAUUCUUGCAGCGGCAUCUUCCGGUCUCUUUUCGUUGAGGCUCAGCCUGCGGCCGGCCUGCAAACAUGCAGAUCUUCGUGAAGACAUUGACAGGGAAGACCAUCACUCUUGAGGUCGAGCCCAGUGACACUAUCGAAAAUGUCAAGGCCAAGAUUCAAGACAAAGAAGGAAUCCCCCCUGAUCAGCAGCGUCUGAUCUUUGCUGGAAAACAGCUUGAGGAUGGGCGUACCCUAUCAGACUACAACAUUCAGAAAGAGUCAACCCUCCAUCUGGUUCUCCGUCUGCGUGGUGGAAUCAUCGAGCCCUCCCUGAGACAGCUGGCCCAGAAAUACAACUGUGACAAGAUGAUCUGCCGCAAGUGCUACGCCCGUCUGCACCCUCGUGCCGUCAACUGCCGCAAGAAGAAGUGUGGCCACACCAACAACCUUCGCCCCAAGAAGAAGCUGAAGUAAACAUUUAGUUUGCAUUGGCGCUGUAUGCCAUUUUGUGUUAAAAUAAAUGUUAGAAAAUUA